AAAUUCCACAAUAUUGUUUUGAUGCCGACUUCCGCGUUGUAAAGACCUUGUAUUUGUACAAAUAACAACAAAACCCGUGCAUAUACCGCAGCGAUUUUGAUGAAAGCAUCUGGUUCUAAAAUAGCAGAAGAAGGCAAAGAACCUCACAAGUUGGAGAAAAACAUGCCGAUGUCGUCACAACAGCGAUCAUCAUGACUGACGACAGGUUUGACCACAUCCCUGUGAGGGAUGGACCACAGUUCCAGAGGGCAGGGGGGAUGGAAAACGAACCCCCUGGUCAGAUCCAGGUGAAACAGCGACAGAUAGUUGCCCAGUUGACCCGUGAUGAGCUGGAAGAUCGGUACCUGAGGCUGUACGAAGAAAACAUCAUCCUGAAGAGACAUGGACGCAAGCAGGAAGACAAGAUUAAAAGGAUGGCAACCAAGCUUCUCCGACUUGUCAACGACAAGAAAAAAGCAGAUCAGCAAGGAGCUGGUCGUGGUGCUGCUAGGCCAGGUGGUCCUGCAAAACGUGGUGGCAGAGACAUAGAGACAGAAGAAAUGCUUGAGGAGCUGCAUGGGAAAAUAAGGGACCUGGAAAAAGAAAAUAGACUGCUUAAGGAAAAGGUGAUGGUAGCUAAACAACAGCUGUCUUCCCAAGGCAAGAGGCAUACACCUUAUACAGGUGUACAGUCAAGAAUCAACACUGGCAUCAAGAAAGUAGGCCAGAUGGUUGCUGUACAACAGAGGCUGAAGCCAGGCAUGAGAGUGCAGGGACCAGAGGAUGUCAGGACGACCUCGCGGUCUGCCCAGCCCAGCGUCCUGCCGCGGUACGGUCACAGCCUGCUGGAGGAGGCUCGGGGGGAGAUCCGCAGCCUGGAGGACCUGGUGUCCAACCUGCAGGACCAGAUCAGGGACCUGGAGGGGGAGGCAGACAUGCUGAGGGAACAGAUGAGACUGAAGGACGCUGAACAUGAGGAGGAGCUGCUGAGGAUGAGGGAACUGAUGGCAGCUGGGCAGAGAGGAAACAUUCAGGAGAAUGUGGACAUGAUCAGGCUACAACGAGAACUGAAAGAGAAGGCCACAAAGCUUACAGCCAUGCAGGCCAAGUACACCAACUUGGAGGAGAAUUUGAGAACAGUGAAGGGCAGUCACGACCAGGUCCUGCGAGAGAUGGAUGGACUGCGGGAACACCUGAAGGCUGAGCAGAACCGUGUCCUCAGACUACAGAACGACCUGAAGCAGGGAGCAACAGCACACAGGACAAUCAUAGAGCUCCAAGAGAGAGUAGUAGACUUAGAAAAAGAGAAUGAUAUCAUUAAGGAGGCCAACACACAGCUACAGAUGAGUGCUUUUGAUGCUGAGAGAGAGAGGCAGCACAGAGCCACAGAGACCAAACUGAGGGUACAGAUAGCUCAGCUGGAGGCCACUCUUAGGUCUGACCUGCAUGAGAAGAAUGAAGUACUGGACAGGGUUACCUUAGAACGAAGUCAGAAUGACAAAAUGCGUGAGGAACAGAAGAACCUCCAGAUCCAGUACUACAGCACCAAACAGGAGCUUGACGAACUCAAACAGAAGAUGCAGUUCUUCACAAAGGAAAGUGCUGUAGACUUUCAGGAGCUGGAAGAGGCAUUAGUUUUGAUUAAGACAAGAAAAGAGAGAGGAAGUCAGAACCUGGACUUCUUGGAGAAGGUGGAAGAGGAAAAAAGCAGAGACCUGCAACAGAGAAUGGUGCGUCUACAGGCAGAGCACGCAGACACAGUAAAUGAGCUGGAGAAAACACGCAACAUGCUCAUCAUUCAGCACAGGAUCAACAAGGACUACCAGACUGAGGUGGAGAGUGUGUCCAAGAGGAUGGAGGAUUUGAGAAAGGAAUAUGAGACCAAACUGGAGGAGUAUGCCAAGCUACUGGACAUCAGAGCUGCAAGGAUAAAGAAACUAGAGAGACAACUGAGGGAUGUUGCCUAUGGGACCAAGCAGUACAAACUGAAGCCCACAGAGGAGGAAGAGGAGGAGGAUGUAGAGGAGAUAGAUGAAACAGUACACCUGGAGAGAGGAGAAAACCUGUUUGAGAUUCAUAUCAUCAAAGUGGUGCUAUCACAGGAAGCCCUUGACCACCUUGGAGAUGCGGAGCCGUCCCUGUUCUGUACAUACGAGUUUUAUGACUUUGAGCUGCAGACAACCCCUGUUGUCAGAGGUGCUAAGCCAGAAUUCAAGUUUACGUCGAAGUACGUUGUGAAAGUGGAUGAUUUCUUCUUACACUAUCUGCAGAAGGAGUCUACUACUCUAGAAGUACACCAAGCUAUGGGUCUGGACUACACAACGUUAGCCGUCUGCCAGCUCAAGUUUAGGGACUUGCUGGACAAGCCACAGGGGAGGAUAUUCAGCACAACGUAUCUAACUAGUCCUGAGGGGGUUAACUUUGGAACAGUGGAAUACUGGGUCCGACUGAGGGUGCCUAUGGACCAGGCACUCAGACUAUUCAAGGAGCGGACAAAGGCUCUUGGGUACAUAGCAGCCAAUGAGAGGGCUACCCAGCAGGCGUUGCAGGUUCUGGAUGAGUCCACUGCUCCUCGUGCCAAAGACAAUGUCAAUGACCUUCACAUCAGGGUCGUCAGGUGUUCCGACCUUACUGCAAGAAGAGACGGAGUCCAGCCCAGCCCCUAUGUGGUGUACAAGUUCUUUGACUUCCCUGACCAUGACACUGACAUCGUCAUGUCCAGUAGUUCACCACAGUUCAAUGACCACAAGACGUACCCUGUCCCCAUGGACAUGCAGCUGGACACUUACCUCAAGUCUGCUCAUCUGGAGCUGUAUGUAUUUGAUGACACAGACCCUGAGGAAACAGCCUACCUGGGCAGAGCCAACGUGCCUCUCAUCUCACUAGCACACGACAAAGCCAUCAAGGGGGUCUUUGAACUCAAAAGGGCUGACACCAGUGUGAAUGGUAAUGUGGAAGUUCACCUGAGAUGGCAGUAUGCCUACCUGCCACCACCCAUGGCCAGUAUGACACCAGAGCAGGCUGCUGCUGCCCCUGGUGUUGUCCCUGAGAAACCCCAGUUGCUGCCAGGCAAGGAGGAGAAGCUGGCUGCUGCGGUCCCCCCUGCCGCCAUACGACCCAUCCCUCCCCCUAUCACACCCGCAUCCACACCUGGACAUGUCACACCACCCACUGUCCCUACUCCAAAGGUUCCAUCAGCGGCCUCUACACCCCGUACCUUGUCACCAGAACACCCCCCAUCUGUGGUUGUCUCUCCACCUGGCUCCAAACCCCCCUCCCGACCCACCAGUGCCAAAACUCCAUCACGCCCAUCCAGCGCAAAGACAGUAUCCAGACCAUCUAGUGCAAAAUCUGUCCAGGAGGCCAAACCUCCACCAUCUCCAAGAACAGAGGCUCCCAAACCUGUGCCGAGGGCUCGACAGCCUGUGGUGCCUGAACCUAAACCUGAGCCUGAACCUGUGGUGGACGAGGCAGAGGAGAGCAGCUCUACUGUAUCUGUUACUCCUGAGUCAGCCGCAGAGGAGGAAGAGUCUGUCUCGGAGGAAAUGAAACGAGAGGAACUUGAUGAGACCACAAAACCAGAGCCAGAGAAAGAGGAACAGCUUGGGGACACAGAACCGAUUGAGGACACAAUGUUUGAGGAGAAGCCCAGCAGUGACAUAGAAGAGGACAUAGAGGAGCCCAGCUCAGAGGAAGAUGAUGUCGUCAUGCCUGCAGCUCCUAAGAAGAAGGAAGAUGAGAAGGCGGACACAGACGUUAGCGAGAGUCUGGAGUCAGAUAGUGACGUGGUGAUGUCCAAACCACUGGCCUCCAGACAAACCAGUGCACAGGCAGAUGACCUUACACAGAAGGAUGGUGAAGAUACUGAUGAGAUGGAAUCUGACAGUGAUGUUGUCAUGUCUGUGACACAUUCACUUGGACAAAGCCUAGGGGCCAAUAACAUGGUGACAGUCACCAUCUUUGAAUUCCAACUGAAUGGCGACGCAGCAGUGUUGCAUGAUGGGAAUGUGCGUAUGCUGUUUGUGGAGUAUCGUUUUCUGGGCAGGCCCCCGGAGGAGACAGAGACCCCGUUUUCCCUGCCCAAACCUUCUCGGGCAAACCAACCCAUCAAGUACAACUUCAGGAGAGUGUUCCAUGUAGACCCUGAGAACAAUGAGCUGACCAGGGAUUAUCUCAUCAGCAUGCUGCUGCCUGGGGACCCCUCUCAGGGAAGGAUCAAGUUCACAGUGGUGAAUGAGCCUGAGGAUGAGGAGGGAGAGUGUGCUGACAUUGGACAUGCCUACGUGGACCUCAAACAGAUCUUGGAGAAGGGAGAGGAUGUGGUGGAACAGGACAUAGAUGUUGUUGAUGUGAAUGAUGAGAGGGAGGUGAUCGGUGCCCUGAAUGUCAGUGUGGAGGCACUGGCCGCACUGAGGGCAGUACAAAAGGAACUACCAGCCCUGGAGGAGUCCUGAUCACUCUGUACAACUUCAACACUUCUCAUGUCUAUCUGUAUAGAAACAUUCAUUCUCAUUCAUGCAUUUCUCAUUGAUUUCAAACUUGUGCAAGUAGACUUUGCAGGCCGUCCAUUUAAAAGUUGAAACUAUAUGUCAUUGAAUGAUUAUUAUGCCCAUCCUUUGUUGAUGUAAAAUCUUGAUUUAAGUCAUAGGACCUUUAGUCUAGACAUUAGUGUAAAUACAGCAGGAUAGACUUGUAAGCUAUAUUCUUUCAAAUAAAAAAGUUGUUGCA
Branchiostoma belcheri (Belcher's lancelet) is the source of this 4707-nucleotide messenger RNA. Its product is annotated as protein fantom-like. Gene Ontology annotation, cellular component: ciliary transition zone. The record is from RefSeq and is a predicted model, not a curated record. Lineage: Eukaryota; Metazoa; Chordata; Leptocardii; Amphioxiformes; Branchiostomatidae. The coding region runs from base 192 to 4433 and encodes 1413 amino acids. Gene Ontology annotation, biological process: non-motile cilium assembly. The transcript is spliced from 39 exons.